Penaeus chinensis is the source of this 3672-nucleotide messenger RNA. RefSeq names its product protein O-linked-mannose beta-1,2-N-acetylglucosaminyltransferase 1-like. Gene Ontology annotation, molecular function: beta-1,3-galactosyl-O-glycosyl-glycoprotein beta-1,3-N-acetylglucosaminyltransferase activity. The coding region runs from base 653 to 2587 and encodes 644 amino acids. The record is from RefSeq and is a predicted model, not a curated record. Gene Ontology annotation, cellular component: Golgi membrane. Gene Ontology annotation, biological process: protein O-linked glycosylation via N-acetylgalactosamine. The transcript is spliced from 3 exons. Lineage: Eukaryota; Metazoa; Arthropoda; Malacostraca; Decapoda; Penaeidae.
AAAGAGAGGAAUGGAGAGGAGAGUGGAUAGGAGAGGAGGGGAAUGGGAGACGGAGAGGAGAGCAGAGGAGAGGAAAAGGGAACGAAGAAACGAGAGAGGAGGGCAGAGAGAACAGUGUGCCUAGUAGGUAGGGCAUAGAACGACUGUAGAAACUUUUUCCCAAGGUCUCCUAAGAGCGCCACUUGCUUCAGGCCUACCAUAAUUCGACAGUGUAAACUCUUUGACUGUAUCGCUCACUUUCAGAGCGUUCCGUUGUAGAAUGCUCGACUAAUAUAACUGCAUAUUAUCAGCGAUAUCUAAACGUUUCACAAACUUCACGUUAACCAAUUCCUUAUCCCCGAAGCUUUUAAUUAUGUAAACACUAAAGAGAAGUGGAGAAAUAACGACUGGACCUACAUUUCAAAAAGUAAUCAGAACGAAAAACGGUGUCUGGUAUCUAAAGAGAAGGAAGUUACGCUGUGCCACGUCCAACAGGAAAAGUGCGGAAGAAAACAUUUGAUGCGCAUCUCUUCUUGACCACGAAGGGGGCAGCAGCCAAACCUUUAACAGUUCUCCAUUCACUCGCACUGCGUUUGUACGCACUCGAACUCUGUCAAUACCAAUGCUAUUUGGUAAUAUGCGAUUGUUUCCAUGACGAGGAUCGCUACAUAACAUGCCGACGCUCACGACCCGUGUGCGAAAACUGAUAACACUUACCACAAUCCUACUGGCAACUCCGCCAGGAUUCUCUUCAGACCUUGAACUCAAGGUGGACUCAAGAGUGACUGUGUCCGUUUGGUCAAGCUUCAGCGGCUGGGGACUAGAGGUUGACGGCUGUAACAACACUCAACAACAGGCCUGCUACAACCCCAUUGCCAGAUACAACCUUCUCCUGCCUCCCGAGGACGCUCACCCACACAACCCUAGGGACGGAGAGGGACUCACCCUAACUGUCCUCAACCAAAGAAAUGCUGCUGUCGUCUUUCACAAGGUGUUCCCGCUCGGUUACUACUGGGCGCACUAUGCUGACCUACAGUGGCACUUGGAUCGCGUGGCACCCGGACGUAUCCUCGUCCUCACGGUAGCCGUCUCUGGCACUGUGGGACUCCGCCAAGCAGCCCAUCAACUCGCUCGCCUCGGUUCCCUCUUCGCCUUGCACCUCACGCCCAUGGCACACUGGACCUGGGUCUUCGUCAAGGGCGGCCGCACCAUCUCGGAGACGGUCAUCCUUCAAGGACUAGCUCAACACCAAGCGCACCUCAUUCUGCCCCUCUCCGAUCUACCCACGCCCACUACUCCCUCCAAUCAAACGCUGCAGCAACAACGCUGGCACUACUGCCUCCGUCACGCUGCCAUGGGCGGACUUUGCGAUGAGCACACUCCGGACCCGCUGCCACCGCCCUCGCCGCCUACCCUCCCGCACCAAUCCGCCCUCGCCGAUGUGCCCGUCGUCGUCACAGCCGGUGCCCGCCACCAGUAUCUCUACCACACCCUCAAUACCCUUCUCACUGCCCCAGGGGCGCAACGUAACAACGUGCUCGUCGUGCUUGGGGACGCACCACAGCCUACCACACAACUGCUACGUCUCAUCAACGUCAACUUCACCAAAGUUCCUGUUCACGGGGAAGGCAACCUCAAACUCUUCCGUUACUACCGUAGCGUCUUCCAGCUGGUGGCUCGCACAUUCCCCGACGCCCCUGCAGUCAUUUUCCUGGACGAGGACGUCGAGGUCUCCCCAGACUUCUUCUCCUUCAUGAGCCAGACUCUGUGGCUGCUCCGCGAGGACCCCACGCUCUACUGCAUCAACGGUUAUGGAGGAUCCAAAGAAUUAUCAUACGAUGAGACACAAGUUCUCCGUUCCGAUACACAGGUUUCAUGGGGUUAUGCCGUUUCGCUUGACUUUGUGCGCGAAGCUUUGACGUACUGGCAAAUCAAACAAGAGGGCUCUAUGUAUGAUUACUGGCUGUACAGCACUGUGGCCAAAGGUCGUGAAUGUGCAGUGCCUGUUCUGAGCCGCACGCGCCACUAUGGCAUCGGCAUGAAUACUGAAGCCUGGAUUCACGAAUUUUUUUUUCUGAAUAAUCCAACUGUGCAGGUGCCUUUGGUCCAGCUGGAAGAAGUGGCCCGACUGCAACUGCCACUCUGGCGCCUGCACCUUGAAAAUAGUAUCCGUAAUGCCACGCCUUUGAAAGCUAAUCCCUGUGGUUCCGGGUUUAUUCCUAAGAGUGCGAUCCCCAAAAUUUUGGUGUUUUACGUAAAUAUGAAUAUGAAAAGCGAUGGUUCUCCAGACAUCAGCGAUUACUUUUACGUGGCUCACUGCGUGGGCACGUGGGGCCUCUCACCACAUGGAUUACACGAGGGCGUCCGAACCCUGCAACCCUCCGAACACACUACACUGCACAUUGUGGGCGUUCCUUACUCAUCCUAUUCUUACCUCCGCCCGCCAACCUUACAACCAUGGACAUUGAAGAACAUAAGUGAAUCAGAAAAGAAUAUCAUUCUGGACAGCUUUGCGGCUAGGAGUAGGAUCAACACUAACAAUGACAAAUUAACAGCAGAUGAUUUAGUACAUUUUUUUACCACCCCAGGUCACACUAGUAAUGAGUGAGUGAAGUGACUGACAAAUACAUGAUUACAGGAAUCGAUAUGACAGCAAAUGAGGAAGCUCACUUUUGCUAAGAAUUUUAUGGAAUUUUAAGUUAGGAACUGACAGCUAAUGCGAAUGACUGACAGUGUCGGUCAUGGAGAUAGCGUGGCAAGUAAUCACGUACAGCUGGCGAUUAAGUUCAUAUUACAAAAGGCCCUGGAAAGCAAAUGAGAACUACUACAACGUUUGGUAAUUGUGAGCACUGAGGCAGUAACUAAAAGCAUGUCUGCGAGCACCAUUGAAAACAAGGAUAUCUGUCUCUAUGUAUGAAUGUACUUACCUUUUAUAGAAUAAACUAAAAAAUAAGUAACGCGAGCAUAAUUCACAAAUACCUCAGAACAGUAUUAUAAUUCUUACAGAAGUAUUUUAACGUAGAAGUUUGAAGAAAUACUACCCUUUGGAUAUCACGAGAAAAAUGGUGCAUCGACACUUGAAUUAAAUCACCUAUCAUUGCAUACUCUGACCCUGCAUUUGCAGAGGAAGAGCAUGGCCCUAGCAUUUACUGCCGAUGUUGAGGCAUUAAUACCGUAAAAGAAAGACGAUAGGCCGGUAAACAAUUGAGAACUUAAAACUGGACUUGGGUGGCAAUUAGAGGUAGACGGCAGGUGAAAGUCCUGGCCUGAAGGCAAGACAGGGCAAUGGAGAGUAGGCAUGACAGGGGACGCAUGACGGCGGUUCCUGCGGCGACCUUGAGGCACCACCGCCAAGAGAGGCCGCGUCACGCCGCUUGCACUCGCUUCCGCUGCGCUCCUCACUCCCUCUCCGCACCUCAACAUCUACGAUCCUUUCUCAUCCCUAGUAAGCUUAUGUUCAACUAUUUCGAACAUCCAAGCUCAUGGCUCAGCGGUUAUCCCCUUGGACAAUCACCUGAAUAUUUCCCCAGGCACAAAAUCAGAAUACACCCGUAUACCUCAUCCUGUCCUCCAUUCUGCUAUCAGACGAGUACAGGUAUGCGUCAUGGGAACCGAAGACGGGGACGCAGCGAUCCAUGGAAGUGUGGGAGGAACUGUCAAGCCCCGGGGUCAGUGGACCGGAUCAUCUAGGCC